AUGGCCGCCGUGACGGCUCAGAUACUCGACCGGUACGAGACCAAGGCACCCGUGAUGCGCGCCAAGCGUGCCGAGAGACAGCAGUUGUGCGAGUGUCACCGUGCUGCCAGCGACGUUCUCUCUCGACGACACCGUUCUCGUCGCGAGGUGCACUACGACUGUACUUCUCUGUUCUGCAGACGCUCCGAAGCGUUCGGGAGCAACCCGUCGUUCACCGAGGACGGCGACGACACCAGCCACUAUGUGUGCUCCGUCCGAGACCCGGAUGGUGGAAUACGGCUACGGAAACCCGGCCUGGUUGAAGUGUCGGACGCAGACGCCGCUGACACCGACGAAGAGGACCCCGUACCCGCUGGCAAACGUGUCAUUUGCUCGGUGGGGGGCAUCGAGACCGUCUCCGCUGGUUUCAUCGAGGAUCUCCCAGCUGAACUGCUCAUCGACUCUGGUGCAAUCGCCAGCCUGGUUGAGUCGCGUGUCCUGACCCGGCUUGGGCUCACGGACGCGCCACUGCGAUCGUACCACGGCAGGGUUAACGCCGUGCCCGGCCACAAGUUGCGCAUCCGGGGCGAGAUUGACUUGCCGUUGUGUUUGGGGACGCUGAAGACGAUGAGGCCGUUCGUCGCGUUCCGCGCCGUGAUCGACCUGGAUGAGAGCACUAUGACCUUGAAGGACACUGGCGAGGUCCUCCCCUUGGGUACUCCUCGCGUCGAGGAGACGUAUGUCUCUCGCAUCGCGUCGACAGUGCGCAUCUGCCCCGGUGGCCUGGCUCUGGUGGCCUCGGACGUCGUAGGCAAGGCUCCGGAGAACACCACGGUGUUGAUCGAGGGACUCCCCGAGCUGGACGAGAACAUGAAGGUCGCCCGAACGCUUUGCUCGAUACGAGAAGGCAAGACUAUC
Molecule: messenger RNA, 897 nt
Organism: Phytophthora sojae
Lineage: Eukaryota; Oomycota; Peronosporomycetes; Peronosporales; Peronosporaceae
Exons: 2
Source: RefSeq, a predicted model, not a curated record